This is a messenger RNA of Ambispora leptoticha, 240 nucleotides long. Lineage: Eukaryota; Fungi; Glomeromycota; Glomeromycetes; Archaeosporales; Ambisporaceae. The record is from the annotation of a GenBank genome assembly.
AUGCAUUAUUAUCCAUCAAAAUCGGGAAAACGGGUACGGUACGAUAACCAGAAUCCAGAGAGCACGGAUUCCCAAAGCACGGAAUCCACGAAUGCAAGUGCACAAAACUCCGACAUUAAAUCUCAAUACAGUCGUGCACCAGAAAAGAACGAUUUUGAGGUUAAAUUGGAUGUCAAGUUUUACAGUGAAGAUGCGUUCUACGGAAUGGUACAACUUAAGGAUAAACAUCUGGAUAUUUGA